Colias croceus (clouded yellow) is the source of this 1734-nucleotide messenger RNA. RefSeq lists its product as uncharacterized. Gene Ontology annotation, cellular component: membrane; septate junction. Gene Ontology annotation, biological process: regulation of tube size, open tracheal system; septate junction assembly. The record is from RefSeq and is a predicted model, not a curated record. Lineage: Eukaryota; Metazoa; Arthropoda; Insecta; Lepidoptera; Pieridae. Bases 161 to 841 code for a protein of 226 amino acids. The transcript is spliced from 3 exons.
GUCACUUGUCAAAGUCGAAAUUUGGGCUGUGGCUGGCCUACACCCAAAUGUUUAUGGAUAAAAGUGGUUAAAAGCGUUAUUUUACUAAUAGUUUGUAAAAUUAAUAUGUAUGUUAAUUUUAUUUCUUAAAAUAAUACUUUAAUUUUUAACUGACACAAAGAUGGUUUCAAAAUCAAAGACUGGACUUUUUGCGCUAGGAUUUUUUACAUUUGCAUCUUUAUUUAUUAUUGUUGCUUUUGUAAGCCCUUAUUGGCUUGUUACUGAUGGGAAAUUGAAAAAUCCAAAAUUCUUAAGAAUUGGUCUAUGGGAAGUUUGUUUUAAUGGUUUUGAAGAAGUUCAUCACUGGUAUGACACAAUUUUCAGUGAUUGUUGGUGGAUUUUCGAAGAGGAAUAUUAUAUCAUACAUGACAUUCUUUUGCCUGGAUUCUUUAUAGCAACUCAAUUUUUCUUUACGAUAACAAUGUGUUGUAGUAUCGUCUCAAUUGUCUUAUUUUACAUGUACAUCAAGAAAGAUCAAGAUGAUGAUAAUUAUGUAACACUAUUAUUAACAUUUGGAACUACCCUUGUUAUAGGCGGUUUUUCAGGAUUGAUAUCAGUUGUGACUUUUGGUGCAAGAGGGGAUGGACGGGAUUGGAUGCCCCACUGGGAGCACAAUGAUUUAGGAUGGGCAUUCGCCCUUGGUGUUAUUGGCGUUAUACUUCUGUUUCCAGCUGGGAUACUGUUCCUUAUCGAAGCUAGAGUAAGGAAGUACAAGAGACUGCAUGAAAUGCAAAGUAGAGAACCUUCAUCAUACACAAUGCAUGAGAGGAAAGUUGCCUUCCCUGGUCAUACAGAUAUUUAACGUAUUAUUUGUACAUUUUUGGGAUAGUUUAAUGCAAAGCAAACUAUCAAUUUUUGAUCUUAAACAAUCCGUCCAGGUGUACUCUAAGAAUAAAAUGUUUUUUAUGCAUUUGUAUUUUCUAAGAACAUAGUAUUAAGAUACAGUGAAGGCUGAAAUUACAUAAAACAAGAUCUGGAGUUGAAAUAAUUUAUUUACAUUUUUUUUUCUUGAGUCCACUGUGGCACCAUAAAUAAUAUUGUCUUCAGUGUUAUUGCAACAGUUUUAUAGAAUUAAAAUUAAGUUCUUAUGUUUGGUGUGUCCAAACUAUUUGAGAAUAUUUUGUGUAUUUUUAUUGACAACAUAUACCUACUUAAAGUUAUUUGACAUGACAUAAGCUUUUAUCUGAUUUUUUUUGUUUGUAAUUUGUAAUUAUGUGUAAAACAAACAUUUCACUGUAGAAUGACAAGAUUUAUACUAGUUUCUUUAGUGCUGAUAGGUUUUAUGCAUGCAAAAGUUGUGUUCAGCGUAUAAUUUGUAUUGUUAUACCUAGUUGACAGAAAAUAAUGUACAGUGCCACAAACUUAACUGACCCGGUGGCAAAAACUGGAACUACGUGCCGCCAUUUUGAAAUGUCACGUUUUCACAGACUUUUCAUACGAAAUAUAGCGAAAUAUUUUGUAAAAAGAAAUCGACAUCAGUGACACCGUCAUGUCACCGGGUCAGAUAAGUUUUUGGCACUAUACAGGAAUAAAUGUCAAUACAAAAUAUUCUAACCAUAUAGGUUAAUAUAAUUUUAUUUCUUUUACUUAAAUAAUUUAACAAUGUGCAAAAUUUACAUUAAUUCAUUUGUUUGAUGCAAGUAAUUGCAAUUCGAAAGAAAUGCAGUGAUGUAAAAUAAAAUGUUUAUUACAAAA